UACGGCAGUCGUAAGCGGAAUCUGAUUGUCGUCAUUUCAGAGAGAAAUGGUUGUUGGUUAAUAGUGUCUAUCGUCUUGCUGUGUUAGGAACUGCUUUUCGCCUCGUUAAAUUGGUUGGAACGGUGCCAUGUCUUCGGGAAUGACCGGACAAACACCGUGCUUCAACAGCCGAUGGGAUCAACCAGCUCAGCCUAAGCAGAGUGUAGAUGUGAGGCAGCAGAGAAGCAGUGAAAAUGCUGCCCAGUCUGUGUCUUUAUCUGGAGUUAUUGGCACUGCUGGUCCAAACAAUGCCCUUUCCCGACCACAGCAAACAGGAACAGAUGCACCUAUGCCACAGGGAGGGGUUGAGAUGGCUGCAGCCAUGGCAGCUAAAAUAAACGCCAUGUUGAUGGCUAAAGGAAAGCUGUUAACUCCCCCACCCCUGCUCAAAAAGGUCCCUCAGAGUGUACCUAUCCCGCCCCCUACGGAAGAGUUGGUUAUCACCGAAGUGGACAUUAAUGAUGUACCACUGGACUGCAGGGAUCUUCUCACCAAAGGAAAAACACAAGAAGAAAUCCGACAGUUGACUGGAGCAGUCGUCACAACAAAGGGUCACUUCAUGUGUGAUGUAGACAAACCCAAAGUCGGUCAAAGACCGUUGUAUUUACAUGUCCAAGGAAAGACACAGGAUGAAGUUAACAGGGCUGUGAUGAGGAUAAAGGAGAUCAUCUCUGAAGAAGUGAUGAGAGCAUCGGGAGGUCAACAGGUGCCCGUGAUGCCUCCGCUCACUCUGUACCCUCAGCCUCCUCGGCCUGUUGUUCCCGUUGUGCCACGGAUGCCAAACGCAAACCCAGCGGUGGGGCAGGGACACCGACCCGCAGCUCCACAUACAGGGAGUUUUGUGCACACAAAGAUUUUCGUGGGUCUCGACCAAGCGCCGCCUUCUUUUAACGUUAACGAGAAGAUUGAAGGUCCGGGCGGUUCGUACUUGGGUCACAUCCAAACUGAGACGGGGGCUCGCGUCUUCCUCAGGGGGAAAGGCUCCGGCUACAUCGAACAAGCUUCAAAGCGAGAGUCAUUUGAGCCUCUUUAUGUUUACAUAAGCCACCCAAACUCAGUCGGACUGGAGGCAGCAAAGAAGCUGACUGAGAGUCUGCUGGAAACUGUCAGAGCUGAACAGGGCCGGACGAUGUCCAUGUACAGCGGCUCAACACAAUCAUACCAAGCACAUGGAUAUCCCACUAAUAGCAAUUACUCUAACCAGCGGUCCUGGUAUAACUACCCUGCUAAUGGUUAUGCUGGGGCCUAUUCAGCCUAUCCAGAGGACCAUGGUUAUUGGAGUAAUGCAAAUGGUCCACCAAGUCAAUCUAACAUGUCGACAAACCCUCAAUCUUCUCAGGCAAUGGUUCAGUAUCCGGUGUGUUCUCGGAAACCACAUCCCUACCUGGUCCAGGAGUCUGGCAGCGUCAGUGAGGACGUGGAGUCUGAAGGAUCUGUAAGCUCCCCGCCUGACUCGCCAAGUCCCAAACAUCAGUUCCAGGAGGCAGCAGAGGAGGAGCAGCCACCCAGCUGCUCUGCAGAGGCUGCUGCUCCUCAGGAGUCUGCACUUCCUGCCACCAGCGUUGGGAAGGAAAGAGCUGCAGAAAGGAUUCUCAUGCCUCCUCCACCGCCGCCCUUCUGCGCGGUCCCUGCUCCUGCUCCAAGAAAAAGGCCGAGGGAAGGCGUGACGGACGGUGCGACCGGUCCAUGCGGUGACGCCGGGUUCACGGGUGUUCCAGAGGACGCUCAUGGGAAGAAGUUUAAAGCAGUGGAAGACGCAGCAGGGCUGGUGCCCUACGGAGGGGACUCCUCCGAUGAAGAGGAGGAGAGGACUCACAGCAUCCUGGUGACAUUCAAAGCACUUAAGCCUCAGAUGUUGCCCCCCCCCGCUCAAGCCACGCCCCCUGUAUGUUGAUGAUCCACUUUAAUCACAGUGUUUCUGUCCAGGUGGACAGGUGGGGUCUAGAACUGAUCCCACAACUCUGUAUCAGCUUUCUACCCCGAUCCAAAUACACAUUCAUCCAUUUAUCUUUAAUCACUGCAGCUGGUCAGAGGUCGGGAGGUCGGGGGGGGGGGGUCACUCAUGCUGACAACACACUUGAAGUUGAAGUCCACGCAGGUCAUCGUAGAUUGUUUCAACUAGGGCGUCUGUUACUGUUGCGAUUAAAUUUCAAUCAGUUUGUUUUCAGGAAAACUGAGGAUUGAUCUUGAAGAAUUGUAACUCAUCAUUCCUAAGUAUGACCAAAAAGUCUUUUUUCCACACUGGUUUUUAUUUGUGGUUAAUCUAAACAUUUUAAUCUAAAUAAUUUCACAUAUUUAUUCACACGAUUGACAAUAAAGAUUGCCCUAGUUUUAACUCAGGUUUUUGGACUGAGUGGAGGAAAACCAGGGUCAUCAGCCAACCUAGGAUGCCCACCUGUGACCUAUGACCUGUGAAGAAGCAGAGCUGCCCCGACGUCACCACGUUGCACAGGAUAUAGAUUAGUUUGUGUAAAUGGAGAAUGUGAAUAGUUUGUACACGGAUGUUGUGAAAGAUUUGUGGUCUUUCACUACGACUUACAUCAGUAAAAAAAAAUCUUAACUUUUAACCAUUGACUUUAUCCAGUGGUUGAAUAUGAGUCCAGUGGACUCCAGUGUUUGGUCCAAUGGUCAUCUUUUCAAAGAACUGUCAAUCAACCCAUCAACAAACACCUGUCAGUGGGAGAAAAACCCCAGAAAUACCCAAACCCGGUUCUUCUGUUGGCAAACUUGACAACGCCGUUAUAAAGCUAACCUCGGGUUUAGACUCUACUUUUACUGAUGUGUAAAAUGAACUAUUGAGCAUGAGAGGAGGCGGCCAAUGGAAACGCUCUUAUGACUGGCUGAAUUAAACAAACACACAUACUGGUGUCCCAGACUGAAGCUGUUUGUGUUGUGCUGCAUUUGAACUUAUAUUUUGGGUACAUUGGGAAACAUCAGAGCUGGGACUGAAGAUCUGUCUUUAAACUGUCAAACUGCUCCAAUGAGCUUGUCAACAGAAGGGAAACUGAAGAAAACUUUUUUAUUUUGCCACGUUUUUAGUAAACUAGACUGAUGGAAAACAGCCUCAACACACCGAGCAGAAUUAGGUGUUCACCACAACAGCACAAACACACACAACUCCUCCUCUGUGUGCUAACAUACCAUAGUGUUAGCCAAUGGAGAAAGUGGACCAACAGGCUCCACCCCUUAGAGACAGAGACACUCCAGGACAUACCGGUCAAGAUUAAAAAAUGUAUCUGAGCCAAAAUAAUCUAAAUACACUCAGAAUAAUGAGAUGGAAUCAUCGACUGUAUAUAAGGACUGGACCGACUGCUGCAGGCUGUGGUUACAGCAGGGGUACUUUGCCAUAAGAAGAGAUACUUGUUUGAUAAGGAGUACCCGAACAAAAGUUCUGGGACAUACAGUAGAACCUGUGAAACUGUUCCAAACAGAACAGUAACAGUACCAUUUUUGACCCUGUUGAUGAUGAUCUUUAGUCCACGGUGGCUACCAGGUGUGGAACAGUGAAGAAAACCUGUGGUUGUUUUAUAACCAUUAAGUGCUAACUAGUGCGUUCUCAAUGUUUAACAGUUUCAUGUUUGUGUGGUUGAACUGAGGUCCAUUUUGAAUUCACGAUCUCAUGCGUACGUUAAGAGAAAAGUUAGUGGAUAAAUAUGUUGUAAUUGACAGCAGGAUUGUCAAACAGUACCAUGCUGACAGUAAUUGGGUUGUUGUGGACAAUCCUGCUGUCAUUUGUUGACAUUGACCAAUCAUCUAAAUUUAAAUUUUCUUGUUUGACUAAAUAUUUUGAAUAUACAAAUAAAUGGGUUUUAAUACUUUACCACUUUUUCACACACUGAACUGUAUAUUCAAACUUUGACACAGCAGAGCAUUCAAAUUGUUCUCCUUUGGCUUCACCUUCACAGUGACACGCCUCCGUCCAGUCUUUAUAUACAGUCUAUGAGAUCAGACCAACAGUCAUUUUGAGGUUGAACAGAAGGUUUUGAAUUGACUGUGUGUUUGGGUCAUUUGUUUUUAUGUAUAAAUUUAAAAAGAAAAAUA
Cynoglossus semilaevis (tongue sole) is the source of this 4080-nucleotide messenger RNA. Its product is annotated as KH homology domain-containing protein 4-like. Gene Ontology annotation, molecular function: RNA binding. Bases 128 to 1933 code for a protein of 601 amino acids. NCBI's taxonomy places the organism in Eukaryota, Metazoa, Chordata, Actinopteri, Pleuronectiformes, Cynoglossidae. The record is from RefSeq and is a predicted model, not a curated record. The transcript has 15 exons. Gene Ontology annotation, cellular component: nucleus.